This is a messenger RNA of Epithele typhae, 2364 nucleotides long. RefSeq lists its product as uncharacterized. Gene Ontology annotation, molecular function: protein kinase activity. The record is from RefSeq and is a predicted model, not a curated record. The transcript has 5 exons. Bases 1 to 2364 code for a protein of 787 amino acids. Lineage: Eukaryota; Fungi; Basidiomycota; Agaricomycetes; Polyporales; Epitheliaceae. Gene Ontology annotation, biological process: protein phosphorylation.
AUGGCAACCUCGGCUCGAUACCCUCUACCAGCAUACUACAAUGCUUCAUUGGCGCAAGCCAAAGAGUUGAGUUUCGACCCUCCCGAUCACAGCCUCGAACACCUUGGCACUCGUGCAGACAAGUUGAUGGGCCGUACCCUCGGUCCCAUGCCUUUCGAUGAUUUCCUCAACAAAUUCCUGACCCCGUCGGAGAAGCGUGUGUGUGGACGAGGGAGCGGCAACAUCGCCAUUCACGCCUAUACUCCCAGUCCCUCACGUCUUGAUCCAACAAAGUGCUUGGUUGCUCCCGCAGACUUCGAAACUGCUGCCAAGGCUGCCAACGCCGACGAGAAGUGCGAUGCGCUGCUCGAGGCGCUGCCCAAAACCACUUGCAUAUUCAGAGAUGCGGGGUCUUAUCGGGAUGUGGUGCGGCGAGUGGGACCGUACAAGCCUGAUAUUCUCUGCUACACCAAAGCCAAUUUCGAACACAAGGAAGCUCUUCGGCUUCCUCCGUCCAGUCGCCUUGAACUCGGACUUCUAGAGAUGUUCAUCCAAGUGAACGCUCACUCCUCCUAUGACAUAUUUGUUGAUCCGCCGGCUGGAGUCGACCCUAAAGCAACCAACUGGAUGUUUACGGCGACCGGCGGCGACAACAAGCUCCAACUCCUCAGGCGUCUCGCACACGGACGCCACAUUGCUCUUGUCGAAGAGAUCCUCGCGCGCCAGCAUCGCACCUGCCUCUACACCGCCGUGGUGUCAGGCUCACAGGCUCGGCUGUAUCGCUGGGAUAGAAGCGGAUGCGUAGUCACAGAGUCGUUCGAUAUCUGCCAGACCCCCAACUUUGCCAACUUCCUCUUGCACUUUCACUGCCUGUCCGCGAUGGAGCGCGGUUUCGACACCACCCUCGAGAGGCCGGCGGGGGCGGAAGAGGCGCUUUUUCUCCAAGUUGUAACCGCGCACGUCAAAGCACAGCUCCAGCUUGAGGAUGAAGACCUCAGGAAAGCGAUAUCGGAGCACUACGAACCCGGCAACGCCGUAGUACUUCCUGUUUUGGGUCAUCAACUCCCGGUCGACGAGAGAAACGUCCGGCGCUAUGUCGUGUCCAGGCCAGUCACGCAUCCCAUCAGUCUCUGUGGCAAAGGUACUCGGGGAUACUGGGCAGUCGACAUCGGCACCCACGACAUCGUCUUCAUCAAGGACACCUGGCCUUACAUACGCGAUACGUUCGAUGUGGAGGGUGAGCUUCUACGACGGAUCAACAGAGCUGGAGUGCGGUCAGCGCCGUCGCUCAUCUGGCACGGCAUCGUGCCGUACACCCUAGAUCUAGAGGGGGGCAUACUAGCUGACGAUGAAGCGAUUGUCCAAAGUACACAGGCAGAACAGCUCGCGUUUUCGGACUGGGUAUCGACGAUGACAACAGGAGAAUGGAUUGCAAUGCCCAUGCAGCCGCACUACCGGAUAGUGGUAGGCACGGUUGGGUACUCCUUGGCAUGCCUCACCGGCUCAGGGGAACUGCUCCAUGCGGGUUACGAUGUAAUGCAAGCCCUGAGAGAAGCCCACGCCAAUGCUGGCAUUCUGCACCGCGACGUGAGCAUUGGGAAUAUCAUCCUUGUUCGAGAACCCGGACGCAAGUUCAGACGCGGCUACCUGAUUGACUGGGAAGCUUCGUAUCCGACCGAUAGUAAAGGUGGAUCGCUUGACCUCGGACUCACGUGUACAUAUGAGUUUGCAUCCAGCAAAAUGCUACUCGAUCCGGUUGAAAGGGCCGGCACGCUGCAAGACGACGUCGCCUCGCUGUUCUAUGUGAUCCUCUAUUACGCCUUCCUGUUCUUGCCCCACCAUGCGCCACAAGCCAUCGAACGACACUCGUUCUACAAUCUCUUUCAGCUGGCGACAGAUCCCGACUUGGACGGCGAUUCCCCUGCUCCUUGGGGCAAGAUCCGCAACGAGCAGACCGGUCACUACAUCAAAGGCUUCACCUGGCCAACCCUCUUUCGUGAAUGGCUGGACUACGCCUCGUCGCAGCCAAAUGCGACUGACGCUCAUGCCAGCGAGAACGAAAGGGGCUGGCCAUACGUGAACGACCUUAAUGUGUUCUGGUGGUCAUUCCUGAGGCAACACGGGGACGCGUUGCCCACAAACGACGCCUGUGAACCGGGUCACGCUUCCGGCGCCGACGGGGAUGAGCCACAUUGUUUGUCUCCUCCAGCCAUGGCGCCGAAAAGGGCACGCGAACCCGACCCGCACGCAGAUGAUGAAGACGAAGACGAGCGGCCUAGCAAGCGGAUACGUCUUGGUGCAGGGAGAUCGUCGGCGCCGUGCGAUCCGAGCCGUCUGCUUCCUCUGGUGGCGGCGAUGCGUAGAAUCAUACAAAUCCUCCUGUAA